AGAGGUGACGUCACCCACCCUCCAGUCUUUCUCUGUCAAAGUUUAUAAGUUCUGUUGUUAAGAAAUGGCCACUCGCCUGUUUGAGGAUAAAGAUCACGCUGCUUUCUAUAAGAAAUACAGGCUCUCGCUUCAGGAGAAUUUGCGGGCCGUGAUCCUCGCGUUCCUAGAGAAAAAGGUGAAGUGCUUCCAGCUGGGAGUGGAUGUGGGAUGCGGCUCAGGUCAAAAUACUGUCCUGCUGGCCAAGUAUUUUGAAAAGGUGGUUGGAACAGAUGUAAGUGAAGCUCAGAUUGAGGAAGCUAAGCGAGCAGCACACCCUCUCAAUGUCUCAUAUCUUGCACGUCCUGCAGAAGAGUUGCCUUUUGAGGAUAACUCUGUAGAUCUCAUCACAGCCUUUAGCGCUGUGCACUGGUUUGAUUUCCCCCGCUUCAUAAAGGAAAUGGACCGGAUUCUCAAACCAUCUGGCUGCUUUAUCUUGUGUUCCAACACCCUCGAUAUGGAGUGGCACUAUGGAGAUCAGUCUGAGAAGCUGACAGAGAUCUUCAAGGAGGUUCAAGCCCAACUUCUUCCUUAUACACAUGAAAGGGUCAAAUACGUUUCGGAUGACUAUAAAACAAUAUUUGAUGCUCUGCCCUUCGAGGAUAAGGAAAGAAUCACAGAUAUUGUAGAUAAAGUUCCCAAAAGUGUCUCUGAAUUACUGGGAUAUCUCCAGUCCUUUUCUAUGUACCACUGUUUGCUAAAAGCCCAGCCUGAGGCAGCCAAAUCUCUCAUUCAGAAUACUGAACAAAGAAUUCUGGAGACAAUGGGAGUUUCUUCACCUGAAACCAUGCUGGAGAUUUGGACUCGACAAGUUUGCAUUCUGGGUAGCAAGAGCUGUAAAAAGUAAUUUUGGCCUGCUUGGGGGGUGUUCCAACAGGAUAAAAAACCAACCCAUUUCAGUGCCAAGCUUCAGUACAAUGAUUACUACUUUUGAACAGCUUUCCCACAAAAGCAAUGCCCUAUUUAUUUCUGAGAGGAAUAGAAAGCAAAUGUAAAGUUAAGUAAACAUUAAAAAAUGAAAGAGCAGAAGGUGAGGUAAAAGGAACAUUGGACUUUAAAGAGCUAUUCAAAUUUCUACCCAUAACACUCACAAGAGUUACCUUGAGCUAACUAUUGACUAGGUUUAAUUUACUAAUUAAACUAGACUGGGAGUUGAUUUCCAUGCCUUUUAAAGUUGCUCUAAGAUUGAGAAACAGUAGACUGUUGUGUAACACACUGCAUGUGACUCAGCAACUGCAGUUUGUCAAACAUGGCAGUCCAGCUGCUGUCAAAACCCAGUGUAAUAGUGGUGCUAAAGUUGCUGCUUUGGUUAUCAAAAGAUCUCUAGGUUCAAUUUAAAGUGUAGGUUUUAACCUGUAAAACUUUUCAUCAUUACUUUGGUGUAGGUUCAGGAUUGUUUGCAGCCAGAAUCUGCCUGUCCUGUGCAUUUAUUCCAAAAUAAAUGUUCUGAGUGUCACAUAAGGUUUUAGGGAAGGGGCCCCAGGCAUAAUGGGACAGCUGAGACAGUUUGACUGCCAAAUGUGCCUGGUGUUUGCAAAACCUUAGAACGGGUCUUCAAACUUGACAAGCUUUAAGACUUGUGGACUUCAACUCCCAGAAUUCCUCCUCCAGUCAUGUUAACUCAAGAAUUAUGGGAGUUGACGUCCACAAGUCUUAAAGCUUGUCAGGUUUGAAGACCC
Molecule: messenger RNA, 1715 nt
Organism: Notechis scutatus (mainland tiger snake)
Lineage: Eukaryota; Metazoa; Chordata; Lepidosauria; Squamata; Elapidae
Product: putative methyltransferase DDB_G0268948
Molecular function (GO): S-adenosylmethionine-dependent methyltransferase activity
Source: RefSeq, a predicted model, not a curated record